This is a messenger RNA of Schizophyllum commune H4-8, 1841 nucleotides long. Its product is annotated as ammonium transporter. The coding region runs from base 87 to 1574 and encodes 495 amino acids. Lineage: Eukaryota; Fungi; Basidiomycota; Agaricomycetes; Agaricales; Schizophyllaceae. Gene Ontology annotation, cellular component: plasma membrane. Gene Ontology annotation, molecular function: ammonium channel activity. Gene Ontology annotation, biological process: ammonium transmembrane transport. The record is from RefSeq and is a predicted model, not a curated record. The transcript is spliced from 13 exons.
GUGCACCAUCCAUGAGCGACAUAUCAAAGUUGGCGGCCGCUGCCCUUGCGAGGCGCGCGGACACUAGCAGCUAUGAUCGUGGCGACAUGGCCUUCAUCAUCGUCGCUGGUGGGAUGGUCUCGCUGAUGGUGCCGGGACUGGCCUUCCUCUAUGGCGGGCUCUCCCGGAGGAAAAGCGCCCUCCACCUCAUGUGGUGUGUCGCUGCGAGCAACGCGAUCACCAUCUUCCAGUGGUACUUCUGGGGUUACUCCCUCGCCUUCUCCCCCACCGCGACGAACGGCUUCAUCGGCAACCUCCGCUCCUUCGCUCUCAUGGAGGUCCUCGACGGAGCCUCCCCCGGCUCGCCCCUCCUCCCCGAGCUCCUAUACAGCUUUUUCCAGAUGGAGUUUGCCUGCGUCACCGUCGCCAUCCUUAUGGGCGCGGUCGCCGAGCGUGGGCGUGUGCUACCCGCUAUGCUCUUCGCCUUCCUGUGGCUCACGAUCGUUUACUGCCCGCUUACAUGCUGGAUAUGGAAUCCGAACGGCUGGGCAUUCAAGUACGGCGUGCUAGACUUUGCUGGUGGUGGGCCCGUCGAAAUCGGCUCAGGUGUCGGUGGUCUCGCGUAUUCAUGGGUCCUCGGACGCCGCCGGGAAUCCGAGUUGAUCAACUUCCGUCCGCACAACGUCUCCUUCGUCGGUCUAGGCACCUUCAUCCUCUGGUUCGGGUGGCUCGGAUUCAAUGGUGGUAGCGCGUUCGGCGCGAACUUGCGCGCGAUCAUGGCGAUUUGGAAUACUAUGAUCAGCGCAGCGUUCAGCGGGGCGGUCUGGUGCUUGAUGGAUUACAGGGCGUCGCGCAGUUGGAGCAUGGUGGGCUUCUGCUCAGGUACCAUCGCGGGCCUCGUCGCUGCCACCCCUGCCUCGGGGUUUAUCCACCCCUGGGGCGCCCUCAUCCUUGGUGUCUUGUCCGGCGCGAUCUGUAACUUGAGCACCAAGCUCAAAUUCCUCUUUCGCAUGGACGACGCGCUCGACCUCUUCGCUGAGCACGCCAUGGGCGGCAUCAUCGGCCUCAUCUUUAACGCCCUCUUUGGCGCGGGCUCCAUCAUCGCUCUCGACGAGGUCAACACGUCGAUGCCCGGAGGCUGGCUCGACCAUAAUUGGAAGCAGCUGUACAUUCAGAUCGCGUAUGUGGUGGCGGCAACGGCGUACACCUUCGUUGUCACCGCGUUUUUGGCGAAGGUGCUGGAUAUGAUUCCGGGCCUGCAGCUGAGGAGUUCAGAGGAGAGCGAGGUGCUGGGGAUGGAUGAGAGUCAGAUUGGCGAGUUCGCGACCGACUAUGUGGAGGUCGCGCGGCACUAUCUCGACGGCUACUUCCCUUCACCGACGGUGCAGUCGGAGAAGGCGCCUGUCGCUGCGGGCGACCGGCACGGUGUUCCGGAGACGGGCUUGCACCAGCGGCAUCCUGUGCUCGACGGUGCGGCGACGCGGAGAGAGGAGAACGGACACGGUGCUUCGGCCAGCGGGAGCUCAGUGAUAGAGGAGAAGGCGACCGAGGGCUUCGUGACGGCCGGCGCGAGGCAUGGCCAGCCAGAGGUAUGAGGUGGGAUCAUUAUUCAACGAUCGUUGGGUGGACGAGGUGGGGAUGUGGGCGGGUGAGCAUGAUGGACGAAUUUGCACACAGCGCAUAUCGCGCGCUACCCAAAAGGCGGAUUUAUAUUGUCGGCCAAGGUGGAUUUAUACUGUUAGCCGAGGAAGAUAUACAGAGAGCGCACACACCAUAUUAUAGAGUGCAUACUACCCUGUUAGCUACCGGUGCGAUGAUGUAUGUGUUGUAAUCUGUCGGUGUAUCCAGUACGUUGAUGUUUC